AGAUACUAUCAUAUUACUAGCCUAUAGUUAUAUACUUAGCUUUAAGACUAUUAGACCCAGUUGUAUACUUUCUGAGACCGUCUUUCUCUCCUUUUUCUCUCUCUCUCAUGAUUUAUCCUCCAGAUGAAUUGCUUGCGGACCUUCAAUCGGUCAUACCCGAAGCCACCACGGACGGUAGAGCUUCCGCUGGUUCCGGGAAAGGACAGUAUGACUACCUCCCUGAUCUCCCCGGGGCCGAUGACUCCUCUAAAGGAGGGAGAAGGAGCGACCCUUUUGAAGUUCCCCCUGGUUAUGACCCUCCUGCUAUGACACCGCCUCCAGGAGACGAAGAAGAAGAAGCAUAUAGUACAGUGACUCAUACUCCUCGGUAUGUCCCUAAACAGGAACAAAGAGGAGAGUCUCCACCUCCAGCUAAACCCAGACGCACAGAUCGACCGGAAUAUGAUACCACCGCCAUGUUUAGAAAACAGGAAAAUGUCGAGACAGGAGGGGGAGGAGGAGGAGGAGGAGGUGGUUUGGAAGAAUUGGAUAAUUUGCUGGAAAUGUUGAGUACUACACAGCAAAAACAAACAACAGGUGCUAACGAGGCUCCUCCCACUGCCCCUGCCUCUACUGGAAGACCCACCGUCUCUCAGUUUAUGGACGAGUUGACUGAAGUCGAGAGAAAGGUUUCUCACGAGAGGGAGGCGCCCAAGUCGUCGUCUCGGCCAACAGCUUCAGCCGCCACCCACGAGUUAGACAUGUUAAUGGCCGACCUUUCAGACUUUAAACUGCCUCCUCAAGCCCAAGUCAGUAAACCACCUCCUCCACCACAAGAAGAGGGUCCCUAUGCCAGGCCCCACAAGGAACCCCGUAUCAAGAGUCAGAUCAGUAACCUUGACUCCAUGAUUGGAUCACUUCAAUCUAACAUGAACAGACAAGGAAUUGAUACUUCUUCUAAGGGAACAUGUGCUGCAUGUGACAAGCCCAUAUUUGGUAAAGUCAUUAACGCGAUGAAGAGGGUGUGGCAUCCUGAACACUUUACCUGCUCCCAGUGUGACACUGAGCUUGGGAACAUAACGUUUUAUGAGCACAACAACACCCCCUACUGUGAGAAGGACUAUCACGAGCUAUUUGCACCACGUUGUGCUUACUGCAAUGGACCAAUCCUUGAUCGCUGCAUGAGAGCUUUGGAUAAGACUUGGCAUCCCGAACAUUUCUUCUGCACUCUUUGUGGCAAACACUUUGGCCCUGAAGGGUUUCACGCCAAAGACUCAAAGGCUUACUGCCGUGAGUGCUACUUUGAAAAGUUUGCUCCUCGCUGUAAGAGAUGUGAGAAGGCAAUAAUGGAGGGAUUUAUAACAGCACUGGGAUCACAGUGGCACUCUGACUGCUUCUGCUGUAAAGUUUGCAGUGUUACUUUCCCUCAUGGUGAUUACUACGACUACAAUGGUGAGCCUCAUUGCGAGAUUCACUAUCAUGCACAACGAGGAACCCUCUGCGCUCAAUGCCAAAAACCCAUCACUGGUCAGUGCGUAAGUGCUAUGGGUAAGAAGUUCCAUCCUGAUCAUUUCACUUGUGCCUUCUGUCUCAAGCAACUGAACAAAGGAACUUUCAAAGAGCAUCGGAAUAACGCUUACUGUCAGCCUUGCUUCAUCAAACUGUUUGGGUAGACCACACCCACUUUAUAGGUAGCACUACUUUAGGUUGUCGGUGUAAAGAAAUAUUUUGCAAUUGUUGACUUUUAUGAAUUUAAUGACAAAAUUAAUUAUAAUGUUGUUAGUUUUUGUAGUUGUAAAAAAUGUCUUUUUCCCUUUUUUGUAAUUAUUAUUGUUGUUUUUUUAUAAAAGAUUAGUUCAAUAUUCAAGCUA
This is a messenger RNA of Amphimedon queenslandica, 1850 nucleotides long. Its product is annotated as paxillin-like. The record is from RefSeq and is a predicted model, not a curated record. Lineage: Eukaryota; Metazoa; Porifera; Demospongiae; Haplosclerida; Niphatidae. Bases 108 to 1652 code for a protein of 514 amino acids. The transcript has 8 exons.